UAUCCCGCCCUUACCCCCCGCGGUUUGUUUUUUGAGGACCGCGCCUUUCAUUUGCCUGCUUCUAAUCCAAUCCCUUUCUCUCUCCGCCGCAAAUGCCGUCUCCGCUCGCCGCCGAUUGCCGAUAAGCUAAAACAACGCAGUGGCGAUUACCUCCUUGGAGCAUUUUCUCUAUUCAUCGAGCGCUGCAAAUUUAAACAUUUAUACUCAAAAAGGUUUUUUUUGUGAAAUGAUGUAGUUUCUUAGUGAGGAGGAAUCUAUCUGGAGUAGAGCAGUAACUGAUGACUAGGAACACCAUAUGACGCAAAAUCUAAGAAUUCCAGGUGAAGGUUACCAAUGUGAUGAGAAGCUUCCUAAAGAUAAUUGGUCUCAACAUGCCAAGGCACUUGAUAAUUUUUCAUCUUCAAAAAAGUUUUUAAGUUCAAAUUUCCAUUUUUCAUUAGAAAACCAGAAGCCAAAGAUCGAAGGUGCCAUGGCCAUGAGGUUAACCUGCUGUCAAAUGCAGAGUUUUCAAAGAUUGCAGAGCACACAAGUUGAGAAGCAAAAACAGCAGGCCUCUCCUCCUGACAAUGUAGAUGGGCAGGCUUGGCAUACUCUUUCCGGUCUUCAGAUUUCUAGCAGGAACUGCCCACAACCCGGCAAAACUGGUCCUCUUAAGAAUGCAAGAAAUAACUUAUUGCAGACUGUUGGUCAAAGAUCUACAAUUCAAAGCUCAACUGAUGGCGGAAAAUAUUCUGAAUGCUCCCAUGUACAUCGAAAUGAUAGUGAAUCCAGUGCAAAGAAUAUUGAAUCUGAAAAAUACAUCGGCAAGUUUGUGCCAGAAAAUAAUGCUAGAUCUGCUGAAGCUGGAAAUGGCUUACGGCAGCAGAGUCAAACUAAAGGUUCAGCAGCUAACAAUGUUCAGUUUAAAGCAUCAUCUGGUUCAUUCAGCAAUCACAAUGGGUAUACUAGUCAUAAUAUGGAGUCUGCUGAAGCUUCAACUGAUUUUAUUGAUGAUGACGAUCUACUUGGGAAUAUUGAUGUGGACCAAAUAAUUAUGGAACAUUACCAGUCUAAUUGCACACCUCAACCAUCAAUUUCCAAGUUUCCACCCAUAACUCCAACUGUGAACAAAAAUAAUUUUCCACUGUUUGAGGAGAAUUCUUUGCCACCUGAAUUGUGUGAAAACUGCAAUCACGGUCAUAAGCUAGGACUUUGCCCGGAUUCUGAUAAUCACUUGCAAGAAAUGAAGGACAGGCUAAUUGCUGUGUCAAAUGAGCUACUUGACAAUGCUAUUAACCUGAGUUCAGUGCAGAUAGAGAAACUUCGUCAAGAUAGGUUACAAUUAAAUAAGCAAAUACAGCAGCUUGAGAGUUAUCUUCGUGAUAAAGAAAGGCAGACGUCACAUUUUUCUGCUUCCACAACCAGUCGCAGUUACCAAUUUGAAACACCACAAUAUGCUGCUAACAAAAUAGAUCCCAUCAGAUUUGAUGCACAAGUUCAUCUAGGAAAUGAAUCUGGUUGUCAUGGAAAUUGGAAUUCACCAUCCGCUUCAUUCUCCUCUGUAGAUAGGUUUGGCAUUUCAUCUGGUCCUAUAGAGAGGGAACCUUACAAUCCUAAGUUUGUGGAGGUUAAUUACAGUGAAGGUUCAAAUGACCCAAAGUGGAGCAGCACAAAUUUCCCUUGGACAAAAAAGUUGGAGGCUUACAACAAAAAGGUGUUUGGAAACCACUCAUUUCGUCCCAAUCAAAGGGAGGUUAUUAAUGCUACAAUGAGCGGAUAUGAUGUUUUUGUAUUAAUGCCAACUGGAGGUGGAAAAAGCCUGACAUAUCAGCUACCUGCUCUAGUUUGUCCAGGAAUUACCUUGGUAAUUUCACCUCUUGUGUCGCUUAUCCAAGAUCAGAUAAUGCAUCUCUUGCAGGCGAAUAUAUCUGCUGCUUACUUAAAUGCCAGUAUGGAAUGGACUGAACAGCAGGACAUUUUAAGGGAACUCAGCUCUGAUUCUUGUAAAUACAAGCUGUUAUAUGUCACCCCAGAGAAAGUUGCCAAAAGCGAUGUUCUUUUACGAAAUUUGGAGAGCUUAAAUGCUCGGGGGUUGCUUGCCAGGAUUGUUAUUGAUGAAGCUCACUGUGUGAGUCAAUGGGGGCAUGAUUUUAGACCAGAUUACAAGGAACUUGGUAUCUUGAAAAGGAAAUUUGAGAAAACUCCUGUGCUAGCUUUAACUGCUACUGCAACAGCCAGUGUAAAGGAGGAUGUAGUGCAAGCUCUUGGUCUUGUUGACUGCAUUAUUUUCCGGCAAAGUUUUAAUCGUCCAAAUCUAUGGUAUUCAGUUAUCCCCAAGACAAAGAAGUGCUUGGAUGACAUUGACAAGUUCAUUAAAGAGAAUCAUUUUGAUGAAUGUGGAAUUAUUUAUUGUCUUUCAAGAAUGGAUUGCGAAAAGGUUGCUGAAAAAUUACAGGAAUGUGGACAUAAAGCAGCAUUUUACCAUGGUAACAUGGAUGCUGCACAACGUGCCUUCAUUCAGAAGCAGUGGAGCAAAGAUGAAGUCAAUAUUAUUUGUGCCACAGUGGCAUUUGGAAUGGGUAUUAACAAACCAGAUGUUCGCUUUGUAAUUCAUCAUUCUCUUCCGAAGUCUAUUGAAGGCUAUCACCAGGAGUGUGGCCGUGCGGGUCGAGAUGGUCAGCACUCAUCUUGUGUGCUGUACUACAAUUACGGUGACUAUAUAAGAGUCAAGCAUAUGAUUGUCCAAGGACAGAAUGAGCAAAGUCCCUGGACUCCUGGGUAUACUCGUAAUAAUAUGACAAAUUCAGAUAGGGUACUGGAGAAAAAUACUGAAAAUCUUCUGCGGAUGGUCAGUUAUUGUGAAAACGAUGUUGAUUGUAGACGUCUCCUUCAACUCUUACAUUUUGGAGAAAAGUUUAAUACAGGAAACUGCAAAAAAACAUGUGAUAAUUGUUCCCAGACUAAAGCUUUAAUGGAGAAGGAUGUUACUGAGAUUGCAAAGCAAUUGGUUGAACUGGUCAAGUUGACAAAGCAACAGUUUUCAUCAUCUCAUACUUUAGAAGUUUUCAGAGGUUCCUUAAACCAAUAUGUCAAGAAAUACAGACACGAGAUUUUGAGUCUGCAUGGGGCAGGAAAACAUCUGGCCAAGGGGGAAGCUUCCAGAAUAUUGCGCCAUCUUGUCACUGAUGAUUAUCUUGUGGAGGAUGUGAAGAAAAGUGAUGUUUAUGGAUCUGUAUCAUCAGUGUUGAAGGUCAAUGAAUCCAAGGCUUACGAUCUAUGCUCAGGCAGGCAACAUAUCAUUUUAAGAUUUCCUUCAAAUGUAAAAGCAUAUAAACAGAGCAAACUUGAUUCAACUCCAGCAAAAGGGUCACUGACAUCUGGGAAGCAAGGCCCUCCACAAGUUGACGCUUCUGCACAACCUCAAUCUGAAGGGGACUGGGACCUAUCUGUCAAGCUAUUUAAUGCUUUAAAGAAGCUCCGGUUUCUCAUUGCCAAAGAACUUGGUGACAGGGUUAUGGCCUACCACAUAUUUGGUAAUGCCACUAUGGAGCACUUAAGCAAAAGAAUUCCUAGAUCAAAGGAAGAACUACUUGAGAUCAAUGGCAUUGGAAAGGCUAAGGUGAGCAAAUACGGAGAUCGCAUACUAGAAACGAUUGAAUCUACUAUUAAGGAACACUACAAGAGUAAUAGCAGUAGCAAUGACAGCAACGAUUCAGCAAAAAGGAGAAGAGAGGCAAGUAAGGUUUCAAAUGGAAGUGCUGAAGAAGAUGAUCACUUCAUUAAUAGCACGGGCCGAUCAAAGAAAAGGAUUGCGAAGCUACAUAAUAAAGAAACCGAGGUUUAUAAAUCGUUCGAGAAUGAUAUCAACCAAUGCCUAGAUGAUGACUUAGAUUUUGAAGAAGCAGCAAUGGAGGCUGAAAAUAAUAUUAAUGGAAGAGUACUACCCUCAUGGUCAACGCCCGGAAGUAAGGUACAUGAUUCAAACCGUAAUGUGUUUCAACAAUAUGCUAUGAAAAAGUAAAUUUAUUCUAGUUGUGUACCCUAAUUUUGUUGUAAGUUUUUGUAAGAAAAUUCUACCUAUUUAAGGCUUGAUAUGUAUUGUACACUUUUUCAUCUUAAAUUCUGUUAAUGGCUAUAUUAUUCAAAUUAGUGGUGAGAAAAAUUCGGUGAACCAUAACCGAGCUGAUUUGAUUAAA
Mercurialis annua (annual mercury) is the source of this 4175-nucleotide messenger RNA. Its product is annotated as ATP-dependent DNA helicase Q-like 4A. The transcript has 27 exons. Gene Ontology annotation, molecular function: nucleic acid binding; 3'-5' DNA helicase activity; ATP binding. The record is from RefSeq and is a predicted model, not a curated record. Gene Ontology annotation, cellular component: cytoplasm; nucleus; chromosome. NCBI's taxonomy places the organism in Eukaryota, Viridiplantae, Streptophyta, Magnoliopsida, Malpighiales, Euphorbiaceae. Bases 296 to 4000 code for a protein of 1234 amino acids. Gene Ontology annotation, biological process: DNA replication; double-strand break repair via homologous recombination.